Stegostoma tigrinum is the source of this 5531-nucleotide messenger RNA. RefSeq names its product zinc finger protein 687-like. The record is from RefSeq and is a predicted model, not a curated record. NCBI's taxonomy places the organism in Eukaryota, Metazoa, Chordata, Chondrichthyes, Orectolobiformes, Stegostomatidae.
GGUUGGGGUAGGCAAGAGAUUCAAUCAAGAGGCUGCUGCUGCCAGGAUAGAUGAUGUCAGAGGCUAUAUGAGCUCUUUUCUGGAAGAUAUGAGGGUGUGUGUGUUUGAGUGUGUGUGGCGGAACUGCCAGGCAGCCAAGAGGAAGUGCACUGUGAAGCCUGUGCCGUGCCUGAAUGACAAGGAAUAAACUGUCCCGAGCCGAUCCUCCAGCGUUGUUACAAACCCAGGGAUGGAGAUUAUAAAGAGUUUGACCAGCCUCCCUAUAAUGGGCGAAAUGACGACGCCUGAUUUUGAUGACUUGUUGGCAGCCUUUGAUAUUCCCGAUUUGGACCCCCAGGGCACCAUUGACUCGAGCCAAGAGGAGGCUCCCUUGAAGCAGGCAGCCAGUGGCAAGGGGCCGUCCACCGAGCUGCCUGUGAGCUUACCAGAAGAGCCGGCGGUCAGCGUGAUUGUCAAGAACAGCGUCAGCCCCAAACGCUCGCCCUCCCACCGAAAGGAAGCGCACCACUUUGACCCUGGAGCGCUACACAACGGCUACGAGGACGCCAAACCCCAGCUCCCCAAGCCAUCGCUGCAGGCCACCAGCUGCGAGGGCUGGCCGAAGGUGGCCAGGGCUGAGGGGCUCCCUCCCUUCGAGCCGUUGGGCUGUGCUCAGGACCCACCCAUGAAGACUGAAGAGGAGGGUGAACACGAGGCUGCUCCCUUCCCGCCCCUCUUCCCCGUCCCUCCGGCCUCUGAGGAUCCCCGGGCCUACAGCCUCCAAGGGGAGGACCGGACGAGGGCAAACGGAGCCGUCAGGUCCUCAUCCGAGGAUGAUGAGCUGGAGCUGGAGGAGGAAGAAGAGGAGGAGGAGAGGCAAUCGGACGUGGAGUCAGAGGAGAUGGAGCAGAGCAGCGACCAGGAGAACAGUCUCCCCGACGUUCCGAGGAGCGAUUCUGGCUCCUUUGCAGCCCCCAAGUCGCCUGCUGCACUCUGGACAGAUCCCAGCGCUGAUUCGAGCGCGGCGGGCGGUGCUGAUGUGAAGUCCCCCGAGGGGGAGGAAGAGACACAGCCUCCAAGCCCCCCUGUGCCCUUGGCAAUGGGUGAGGGGAGUCCCUGCGGCCUCCCUUCACCCCCAAGCCUCAGCAGGCAGCUGAAGCAGCAGCAGCAAGCUGACAGCCCCCAGAGCGUGACCAGCGACGACAGCAGCAGCAAGGGCUCGUCGUCCUCCAGCUCAUCGCGGCCCCUCAAGGUGCGGAUUAAGACCAUCAAGACAUCCUCAGGGGGCAUCAUGCGCACUGUGACCCGGGUCUCGUCCGAUUCCGAACCACGGCCCAACCAGACUGACGGCGCGGCACCGGACGCAGAGAUCGAGCCGAUGGAGGAAGGAGAGGAGGAGGAGGAGACGGGGGGAGAGCAGCUCCUCCCCGAAGCGGAGGUCCCAGCACCAGCUCCCAGCCAUGGUGACGGCCCCGAGGUGGUCAGCCUGCAGCUGGGCAAUGGCGCCGUGGUGAAAGGGACGGUCCUGCCCACGUCCACGUUCCAGAACGCCAGCACCGCCAUGCUCAUGGCGGCCAGCAUAGCCCAGAAGGCCACGCUGGCACCGCCUAAGCCCACCACUGCUGCUGCCAAGCCUGUCUCCAAAAGCGUCCACUUGGCCAGCCUGAACCUGGUGCCCCAGACCCUCCCUGUGGUCACCACCACCAGGCCCUUGGCCCUGGCUCCCAAGUCUGCCACGACCACCACCAGCAGCAGCAGCACCACCACCCUCCAGCUGGCCACCAAAUCGCCCAGUAACGCGGCAGGGGCACAGAAGACGGGACAGGGCACCCCCCGGAGCCCGGCAGCUCCCCUGGUGGAGGCUUUCCACAAGUUGCUGAACGGGAGGAACCCGCUGCCCACCUACAAGCCCAACCUCAACCCGCCAGCAGAGAGCUGCCUGGCACUGCCACCCUCUGGUUACCGCUGCCUGGAAUGCGGCGAUUCCUUCGCCCUGGAGAAGAGCCUGGCGCGGCACUACGACCGGCGCAGCAUGAGGAUCGACGUGACAUGCAACCACUGCGCCAAGAGAAUAGUCUUCUUCAACCGCUGCAGCCUGAUGCUGCAUGCCCGCGAGCACAAGGACAAGGGCCUUGUCAUGCAGUGCUCCAACCUGGUCAUGAAGACCAUCAGCCUGGAGCAGAUGAUCGGCCAGCCGGACGUAGCCCCCGUGCUGCCAGCCAGCCGGCCCAGGAGCGCCGCGGUGGACGCUGGCUGCCAGCAGAACUCCCCGGUGAUGCCCUUGUUCCCUGACCCGGCCCUCAUCAACUGCAGCAACUUUAACUGUGCCGAGUGCGACCUGCCAUUCGCCAACCAGCUCGAGCUGGCACUGCACUUCCAGGUUGGCACCCCCAGCUCCUCCUCUUCUGCCGCUGCUGCUACUGCCCAGGUGUGUCAGCUCUGUCAGAUGUUACUGCCCACUAAGUGCAGCUACUUUGCUCACUAUCGCCUGCACAAGAGCAAGUCUCCGUACAUUUGCCCUGAAUGUGGAGGGGUCUGCCGAGCCGCGCACAUCCAGACCCACGUCAAAGAUGUCUGCUUUCACUACGCCCGCAAGAUUGGAUACAAGUGCCCUCAGUGUGGAGUUGUAUAUGGAGGUGUUACCUCGAUCAAGUCUCACAUCCAGGACGUGCACUGUGAGGCAUUCCACAAAUGUCCAAUUUGCCCCAUGGCAUUCAAAUCUGCCCCCAGUGCGCACUCCCACAUCUACACACAGCACCCAGGCGUCAGCAAUCAGCAGGCCAAAGUGAUUCAUAAAUGCGCCAUGUGUGAUACAGUUUUCACCCACCAGCCGCUGCUGAGCUCCCACUUUGACCAGCAUCUGACCAAACAACGGGUCAAUGUCUUCAAGUGCCCUCAGUGCCCAGUGCUUUACGCUCAGAAACGGACCAUGAUGGAGCACAUCAAGAGCACCCAUUCCAAUCUGAAGAGUGAGGAUGUGGCUCCCAGUUGGACUGUGCCACCUGACAAAGGGACAGUCAAGUCCAGCCCCGACUCCACUGACGUUUCCACGGACGAGUCAUCCACCAGCUCCAAGACGGUGCUGACCCUCCAGCGCAGGAAGGAGAUGAGGCUGAAGCUGAAGAAUGCCGGCUGGACGUGUGGACAGUGCCAGAUGUGGUUCCCUGAGCGUGAGGAGUACGUGACCCACAUGAAGAAGGACCAUGGCAAGGCAAUGAAGAAGUUCCCAUGCCGACUUUGUGAGAGAUCAUUCUGCUCCGCCCCGAGCUUGCGAAGGCAUGUCCGGGUCAACCACGAAGGAAUUAAGCGCGUCUACAGCUGCAGACACUGCAGCGAAGGCAAGAGGACAUUCAGCAGUCGCCUGACUCUGGAGAAACAUUUGCAAGUCAUUCAUGGUAUUAACAUGGCAGACCACGCUCAGGACCAGGAGAAUCUCUUCGAGAGAGUGAGCAUUAAGACGACCAUUCGUAAGCGGCCGAGCUCACGGGACGGGCCAGAGCACUGGGGCUCCGAAGGCGCCAAGAGCCGGAAGCUGAACGGGAGCUCGACUUUCCGGUGCAUGAAGUGUGGCCAGACCUGCAGCAGCUUCUCCGAUUUCCACAAACACAUUGGCCAGCACCGAACCGGUGCCUCAUCAUUCCAGUGCCGUCAUUGUGGGCUGUGCUUUGCUGCCCAGCUCUCCUUAAAUCGUCACCUCUUCAUCGUGCAUGGGCUGAAAGAGUCCCAGGGGGUGAAGGGAACUGAGGAUAAGGGAGAAGCCGAGUGGAUGAAGUUGGAGGGCGGGGUGAUUUGUGAUGUGUGCGGGAAGCUGUUUGAGAGUGUACCACUGUUAAAAACACAUUUUCGGACACAUGGGAUGGCCUUUAUCAAAUCCAAACAAAACGGUCUGGAUAAGUGAGUGCACAAUAUGUCGACAAAAGCUUUCUUUCUAAAAGAUGUUUUUAUUUAUAUGGUGCCUGGCAAGGUGAAUGCCAGAGACCCAGAGGUCCUAGGAGAUGGAAAGCAAGUUUCCUUGUUUCAUUGUCACCACCUUUUCUCCUUUUGCAGUUCGGCUCUCUUCUGGGUGAGACUCCAAGAGAGUGACACGGGGUUUUUUUUUCUAGGGAUGGAGAUGUGGGGACAGGCAGGGAGGGGGAAGGAGUGGACUGCCACAGAGCUGGAAGGGAUUGAAUCCCGUCCCUGGGUUAAAUGGAGUCUGCUUGCUCCCACCUGCGAUCAACAACAACACUUGGCCUGGGGUUUCCUGUGAUCUGCCCUGCUCAGUGAAAGCUCAGCUGCCCAGUGCAGGAUACUUCUGGGUAAGACCAUUCCUGUGUUCCAUGUGCCCUGCACCAUCCUCUGGCCCUCUUCCCCAACCCACCCGCCACCACCUCCCCCCAACGCAACCUGCAUCACACAUUGGAUGGGGCAUUCAGUGACCCCCUCUCUGAGGGGGUUUCCCCUUCCACCCUCAGUAAUCAGGCACCAGGAAGACGGCAGUUUUGUCUCACGGCUCUGUUGUACCCUUCCAGGAGUCUCUGAUAAACUCAAACUCUCUGAUAAAUUCCCCUCCAUGCCCGACAGGCAAAAGAGAAACAAAGCUGACAAGCAGAGCUGGUAGGCCCUCAGUAACCCAGGCGAUGUUAAGUUGUGGCUAAUGGUUUAUUUCCAGACCAUUCACCUUUCCCUGUUUGUAAGUGAUGCCUGAGCAGAGCAUGUUUUGUGUUGAAUCUCUGACCACUCUGUUUCUUCUUUCAUUUUACUGUCUCACUGGACAGGACUGCACUUGACUGAACAACACAAGUGCCCAGGUGAGGCGGAGAGGGGUUUAUGUAUGUUCUCCUUCUCCCCGUUUGGGAAUGGGUUAGGAAAGGUCAAACAGGGUCACAGUGCAGGUAGGCCUGUAUAUGUGAAGCUACUGAGGACAGGAUCAGGUUCAGCUGUGAUGGCCUCUACUGUUGAAUGCCCUGUGAGACCAUAUUGAACAUCAUCACAGUGACUGCAGUACAGGAAGGAGCGUGAGGCUCCAAGUGACAUGUUGGCGGCAGAAAGCUGGCGUUGGGGUGCAUGCACACCCAUCCCUGAACCGUAGGGCAUGUCAUAGUUAUGUCAUCCCAGGGAGAGGGAUCAAUGAAAAUGAACAGUGGCUCAGUGUGGGUGAGGGGAUGGGGGUGUUUAAUACGAUGGUCGUGUUCACAGGGUCAGCCAAGAAUUCCAUGGUACUCAAAAGAUCAUUGACUCAAUUUUCCACUCUGCUCCUGAUAUCAGGUGCUAGGGGAAUCAGCAGUUCCAGCUGGGCCUUGUUUCACCUCCCCACCCCCAAAUCCAAAAUGUUUUGAGCCCACCUUUUCUCUGGUGACAGUUGGGUGGGAGUUAGUGCCCAUGCCCCUGGGAAGUUAGUCUUCAAAAUAAAUCUGCUUUCAGUUGCUGUCUGGUGGCAGUGUUGCAGGAGAGACCAAGCCAGCACCCAGUAGUGACCUUGAUAUACAGGCUUCAAAGAGAUGCUGAGUGAAAUUAACCAUCGCUGUCUGGAAUCAAGGUGUCACCCUCCUUGGAUACGUAAGAGUUUUGGU